Verticillium nonalfalfae is the source of this 1200-nucleotide messenger RNA. RefSeq lists its product as uncharacterized. The transcript has 4 exons. Lineage: Eukaryota; Fungi; Ascomycota; Sordariomycetes; Glomerellales; Plectosphaerellaceae. The record is from RefSeq and is a predicted model, not a curated record. The coding region runs from base 1 to 1200 and encodes 399 amino acids.
AUGCUCAAAGCUGGAAUCGUGGUUGUGGCACUUUUGGCCACAGUCUUCCAGGUCUUCCUGAAGGAUGCCGUCUGGAUGGGCCUUGGCAUUGGCAAGACCAUCCAACCUCUCUCCGACUUUCCAUACACCUGCCGACGCAUUGAAGACCCUCGACUGGAAGCAUGUGAGGAUAUGUGGCUGUCCGAGACAACUCGACAGUUGUUCCUUGCCUGCUCAGAUUCAGACAGCCGGUCUAAAUGGAUCCCGAACGGUGGGAAGUAUGACCCCUCUGGACAAUCCCAGAGGGAUGCUAUUGUUGCCCUAGAUCUUGACCUCCCCCAUCUCGACGCGUCCAGCGUUCGCGUUCUCAAGACUGAGGGAUACACCGGCACCGCUGGAGACCGCCUGCUGAACCUUGUUGGUUUUACCGGCUUCGAGUCGACUGAGAAGGGCGAGGAUAAAAUCACAUUGUUCGCCGUGAACAACCGCCCUCCCCUCGAUCUGCGGACGGGGAAACCGAAUAUCAACCCGGGUCAAGUAGGAGCCAAUUCCACAAUCGAGGUCUUCGAGACCAGCGCCGGCGCCGCUUCCUUAAAGCACAUCCGCACCUACGCCAAUGAUGCCAUCGCGACACCCAACCGUGUGGCCGCUCUCGCCAAAGACCUGUUUUACUUUACGAACGACCACGGACAGGACAAGGUUGGAAUCAAGCACCAGUUGGGGUUCAUCCUCAAGACAGGCGACGUCAAUGUUUGCACUGCAACUGGCGGCUGCAGAAAGAUCGCCGACCAACUCAAGUUUCCCAACGGUCUCGCUCUCGGUCGCGAUGGACUUCUCUACGUCCCAAGCGUCGGUACAGGUGGAAUUCAUGUCUACAGGAUUCUCGAGGACCACAACAUCAAGCAUGUUCAAGAGAUCAAAACCGGAUAUAGCAUCGACAACCUCUCUGUUGAUCAGCAUGGCGACAUUUUCGUUGCUGCAUUUCCAGUCGCCUUCGACAUGGUGAAGGCUUUCGAUGACCCGCGCAACUCUUUUCCAGCCGCCGCUGUACUGCGCGUGAGCAAGGGUGAGAAAGGAUAUACCGUCGACAAAGUGCUUGAAGAUGCGCGCGGUGAGGUGCUUCCUGCGGCUACGACGGCUCUUCAUGAUGCCAAGACGGGCAGGCUUUUCCUGAGCAGUGUCAUUUCACCCUUCAUCGCCGUUUGCGAGCCAAAGCGGUAA